Molecule: messenger RNA, 1764 nt
Organism: Rubroshorea leprosula
Lineage: Eukaryota; Viridiplantae; Streptophyta; Magnoliopsida; Malvales; Dipterocarpaceae
Source: the annotation of a GenBank genome assembly
UAAACCCAUUUUUCAGUGAAACCAGGUGCAUCCAAGUCCCAAAUGCGAAACAGGAAAAAGGCAGCGAUCGUUCCAUCAAGCAGCGACAUCAGACCCAUAGAAGCGGGAUGGCCGCCGGGAAACGCCUGCAAAUUCCUGCAACUAUCGCGCGCCGCCGUCAUGGACAUACUGUCACGGCUUCCCAUUACCACCCUCCUCACCUGCAGGUGCGUUUGCAAAAGAUUUCUCCAUUUAAUUUCCGAUCCUGAGUUUGCUCAGCUACAUCUUACGAGAUCAGCUGUUAGUAUCAUGAUCAAAACCCUACCCCCCGUUAACGGGUCCAAGAGACUUCAGGUUGCCCAGAUUGAGGACAAUGGGGCAGGGUUUGAGGCCAGGAAAAUGGAAUUCACUGCAAAAGAUAGCUUACCCACUUGUGAUUUUGGUCAUAUGAACUCAUGCAAUGGGUUGAUUUGCUUAGCUGGGUUUGAAAAGGAUGAUCCUGUUUAUGUAUGUAAUCCAAUUUUAGGUGAGUACAUUACUCUGACGUCUCCCUCUAAGGGCAGGCAUAGAGGGAGUUUUUUGGGGCUUGGGUAUUCUGCUGUGACUGAUCAAUUCAAAGUGUUGCAAACCUUUUACCCUUUGAAUGAAUCAGAUCAUCGUUACGUAGAGGUUGAGAUUUGCACCAUUGGAACUGGUACAUGGAGAAGUAUUGGGGUUGGUCCUAAAGACCUAGUCACUUUACCAUUCAAUUCUUUCUUGAAUGGAGCUCUUCAUUGGUCUACUUGUACCCCAAAUGGUAGUCAAUUUAUACAUACAUUCAGCUUUGUGACUGAGAGGUUUGGGACAGUUCCUCCACCUCCACACUUCAGUCAGGAAGACAUGAAGUUUAGCGAUUUUUUGAGGAUAGGAGUCCUGGGAGGUUGUUUAUAUGCAAUCUUCUUUGAGAACUCUUUGCGACUUGACAUAUGGGUUAUGAAGGAGUAUGGCGUUAGGGAAUCUUGGACCAAACAGUUUGCUGUUGAGAAUUUGUAUCCGAGGAAACAUAGUUGGGAUCUUUAUGAGCCUGUAGUUGUUUUGAACAAUGGCGAGAUCUUGUUGGUUUACAACAAUGAUCUUGUGGUUUGUUAUCAUCCAAAGAGAAAAUGUCUAAGGGGAACUAAAAUGUUCCGGACUCGCUCACAGUUUAAUGCAAUUGCAUACACCCCAAGCUUAGUUUCACUCUACGCCGUUGCAAAAGGAGAGCAAAUUUCAAGAACUAGAGGCACUGGAAAAUAUGAAAGGCUCGCUGCUGAAAAUGUUCAAAGUUGUGUUACCUGUGGAGCACCGCUCUUCAACUCUGACUAUAGUUUGGCAUGUUUCCCUGGAGCAACAAGUUAUUCUUCGGUUUCGAAUGGGAGAAACUCGGAUUUGGUGUGUGUAAAUUGUGCAAAGCAUCUACUUGGUCCUUCCCGGGAUGCUACUCAGAAAUCUUUCCUCUCUCUCUGGAGUUUAUAAGGGGUUGACUCUGGCAGAAACAAUAGCAUCUGGUUCUAGUUUAGCACUUUAUGAUGACGAAAAUGCUGUGUAAUAACAAAACGUAAUAAUGGUUUUAUUUUAUAUGAAAUGUAAAUUUUAAUAUCAGUCCUGGUGUCUGUGUGUACUCAUUGAGACAUCUUUCUCUUAGUCAUGGGAAAGGACAAAGAAUGCCAAGAUUUCUCUUUUCUUCUUUCCCCUUUUACUUCAUUGUUGAAUCUCUUUUCUUUCCCCUUUACCACAACAUUGAUUCAAGAAAGAUGUAAAGGUAAA